This is a messenger RNA of Lodderomyces orthopsilosis Co 90-125, 1476 nucleotides long. RefSeq lists its product as uncharacterized. Lineage: Eukaryota; Fungi; Ascomycota; Pichiomycetes; Serinales; Debaryomycetaceae. Gene Ontology annotation, biological process: RNA polymerase II preinitiation complex assembly; DNA-templated transcription initiation. Gene Ontology annotation, cellular component: transcription factor TFIID complex; SLIK (SAGA-like) complex; SAGA complex. The record is from RefSeq and is a predicted model, not a curated record. The transcript has a single exon. Bases 1 to 1476 code for a protein of 491 amino acids. Gene Ontology annotation, molecular function: DNA binding; TBP-class protein binding; protein heterodimerization activity.
AUGGAGGGAUCAAGUAGCCAGAACAUUCUCCAAAAUACAACACCUACACCAGAAGCGGAAUUGAAUCCGCAAAGAGUAAAAGUUUUGUUGAAUAAGUUGCAUCAGGAGUUCAAUGCCAGUAAGACGGAAACCGACCCAGUUAAAGCGAGAGAACAUUUAGCCAAAGUGGAUAAGAUCAAACGUGUAUUGAAGAUAUAUCACGACCAGCAAAAACAACGUCAGGGUGUUGAUCUGGGUAGUGUGUCCUCAAGUGUUUCACAAAGUCAACAAAUCAGUCAUCAGUCUACAACACCUUCAAUCAAUACUCAGUCAACUUCAAAUGUUGCACCAGUUGUGGCCACGCCUUCAGUACCAUCUCCAUUACCCGCCCUGCUUUCUUCUUCACAGAAUCAACCACAUAUUGCGUCUCAAGACACGGUAAGGAGCCAGUCUCCGCAAGUCCAAUCGCCAGCACCACAAAGACCCAACUCAAAUACACCAGAUGCUCAAAAGAUAACCAUUGAAAAAUAUAACCAAGUCAAAAGUGCUUUAAAAGACUUGGCAGAAAAAGUACAAUCAUUGACUGUGGCAAAAGAAAAGGAGACUGAUCCUGUAAGGAUACAGGCCAUUGAAAAAUCAUUAUCAGAGAGUCGUAUUCAGUUACAGCAGUACCACAAGGGAGCAUUAUAUAUGAGGAAGGUGUUGAUGGAUUCUGGAAGGCUAACUGCGAAUGCCACGCCAGUCCCAAGUCCACGUCCACCAGUGGCAAUAGCUACGGAUGGGUCUGGUGCCUCUAGUCAAUCACAAACGUCAACUAAUGAAAGAACUGCAUCACCUGUACCUUCAAAGUUCAUUAAUUCGGGUCAACAGCCUUCCCAGAAUAAACCGGCUCUCCCUCAACCUACUCCCAAUGCAACUGCUAGCGCAGUGAAUAAGAAAUUGCUGUCACCAAUACCAAACGAGACAAAACCAUCGCCGUCACCCACAUCUGCAAAACCAUCAACCACAACAAAGGCAUCUAGUACAGUCAAGGCACCAACCUCCACCCCACAAGGAUCUUCCUCUAAUACAACCGCAAAAAGACCACAGGUUUCCACAAACACCACUACCACUUCCUCCUCAAAUCUCGUGAAUUCACUAAGGGCAUUUGGUAAUCUGCCAACCGUCCCCACAAAUAUCCCGGAUAAUGACGGUCGGGUCCUUACCAAGCGAAAAUUGAACGAGCUUAUAACCAACCUCUCUGUUGAUCAAGGUGACACGAAACCGACCGUUGAUAAUGAUGUUGAAGAAUUGUUUUUGGAUUUAGCGGAUGAAUUUGUUCGCAGUGUCAUGGGAUUCUCAUGUAAUUUGGCAAAACAUAGGAAAUUAGAUAAAGUUGACAUUAGAGAUGUACAAUUGAAUUUGGAAAGAAAUUGGGGAGUCAAAGUUCCAGGAUAUAUGCCAGAUGAGAUUAAACCAGCAAGAAGAUGGCCAAAGAAAUCAGAUCAAAAAAAAUGA